CGCGCAGCCGGGUGUUAUUCGGUCCCGCCCGCGCGGCGGUCGGUGCUCUGUCACCGCCCGCUGUGGCCAUGGCCCCAGCCCGUGGCUCGUAAAUUGGCGACCACAGUUCCCGACGCGGUCCUGGUCCUGAUGGCGGCGGCCGCGGCCUUGGCAGCGGCCGACCCCCCUCCCGCGAUGCCGCAGGCGGCAGGAGCCGGAGGGCCCACCGCCCGUCGGGACUUCUACUGGCUGCGCUCCUUUCUGGCCGGAGGUAUUGCUGGAUGCUGUGCCAAAACAACAGUUGCUCCUUUGGAUCGAGUAAAGGUUUUAUUACAAGCUCACAAUCACCAUUACAAACAUUUAGGAGUAUUUUCUGCAUUGCGUGCUGUUCCCCAAAAGGAGGGAUACCUUGGAUUAUAUAAAGGGAAUGGUGCAAUGAUGAUUCGAAUCUUUCCCUAUGGUGCAAUCCAGUUUAUGGCAUUUGAGCAUUAUAAAACGUUGAUUACUACAAAGCUGGGAGUUUCCGGUCAUGUGCACAGAUUAAUGGCUGGAUCCAUGGCAGGUAUGACCGCAGUUAUCUGUACUUACCCUCUUGACAUGGUGAGAGUACGUCUAGCAUUCCAGGUGAAAGGGGAACACACUUAUACAGGAAUUAUUCAUGCAUUCAAAACAAUUUAUGCAAAGGAAGGCGGUUUCCUUGGAUUUUACAGAGGCCUGAUGCCCACUAUAUUAGGAAUGGCUCCAUAUGCAGGUGUUUCAUUUUUUACUUUUGGUACCUUAAAGAGUGUUGGGCUUUCCCAUGCUCCCACCCUUCUUGGCAGACCUUCAUCAGACAAUCCUAAUGUCUUAGUUUUGAAAACCCACAUAAACUUACUUUGUGGUGGUGUUGCUGGAGCAAUAGCACAGACAAUAUCCUACCCAUUUGAUGUAACUCGUCGGCGAAUGCAAUUAGGAACUGUUCUUCCAGAAUCUGAAAAGUGCCUUACCAUGUGGGAGACUAUGAAGUAUGUCUAUGGACACCAUGGAAUUCGAAGAGGAUUAUAUCGUGGUUUAUCUCUUAAUUACAUUCGCUGUGUUCCCUCUCAAGCAGUGGCUUUUACAACAUAUGAACUUAUGAAGCAGUUUUUUCACCUCAACUAAAGAAAAUCAUGAUUUCUUUUCCUUAAUAAAAUCUCAGAGGGAGAAAUAAAAUGUUACUUUAAUUUUGGGAGGAACAUUACUUGAAGGGGGAUAUUUGCCUUGUCACAGGAACCACUGGUUUUUUAGUACUUGAUUUUUGUAUGCAUCACAAGUCAAAAGUGCUUGCUGUGCUUUUUGAUGCCAAAAGUUAUACCUUAGACCAUUGAAAAAAAUUCCUAAGCUGAUGCUGGCUAAUCAGUUCGGUUAUUUGAAACUGUUUUAAAGUGUUAUUUGGAAGUAGAACUAACUUAAAAUGGGAUUAAAUGGCCAUUAGUUUUAUCAUGCUUUAAUUCCAAGCUUUAAUUAUAAUCAUGAUUUUCAAAGACUCUAACAUUGGUUAUAUUAUCAUAAUAAAUAGGCUUGGUUAUAUUGCAGUAGAAUGAUGGAAACUGAAUUUUUAAGUUAUAUAAAACAUACCUUGGGGGGGUGCCUGGCUGGCCCACCCAGAAGAGCAUGUGACUGUUAAUCUUGGGGUCAUAAGUUCGAGCCCCACUUGGAUGUAGAGAUUACUAAAAAAAAUUUUUUUGAAAACUUUAAAAAACACGUAGCUUAGAUGCCAGCAUUGAAGAUUAUUCUUAUUAUAUCUCUCCUCAUAAUUCUGCUCCACUGCAUAAAAGAACUGACACUUUUUCUCUUUGUUUUUAAAUAAAAUAAAUGUAUUUAAAAAUUAGCCUUGUAGAAACUCAACAAUAAAUGAAGAAUUUUCAGGUAUUGCUCAAAUGUUACUAGGUACUAGGUACUAUGACUGACUUAAAUUUGUUUUUAAAAGUCAAUGUAUUUCCCAAAGGCAGUAAUAAUAAAUACUGAAUAUCUUUGCUCUCAAAACAGAUUAGCAUUAUAGAUUUGUUUUUGUUAGGUGAUUUGGUAUACACUAGAAAAUUUAUUUAAGUGGACUGUGAAAUAUCCAUUAAUAUAGAUGUGAAUGUCAAAGAAUAUUUCUAAGGUAUUUUGUCUUGAUACAUCAACUAGUUCUUCCAUGUAAAAUAAUUUUAGUGCAAUAUAAACUUAAGUAGAAAUGUAAGACAUGAUUUAAUUGCAAUUCUUUAUAUUAAAAUGGUUUAAAAUAUAAGAAUUCCAUUUAUUGUGUUUAGAAUACUUUUUAUCUUUUAUUGUAAGCAUGACAGAAAUGGGAAGGGAACAAUUAUAGUUCUGUCCUUAGAAAUAAUGAUUUGUAGGGGUGCCUGGGUGGCGCAGUCGUUAAGCGUCUGCCUAGGAUCGAGCCCCACGUUGGGCUCCUCUGCUGGGAGCCUGCUUCUUUCUCUCCCACUCCCCUGCUUGUGUUCCCUUUCUCACUGGCUGUCUCUCUCUGUCAAAUAAAUAAAUAAAAUAUUAAAAAAAAAAAAAGAAAUAGUGAUUUGUAGAAUUGAUGUGAUUCUUUUUGAUCAAUGCAAACUAUUUUAAUUGUUCCAACUUUAUAAUUUUUUUAUUGAGGUAAAAUUGACAUAUAACAAUAUAUUAGUUUCAGGUGCACAAUGUAAUGAUUCAAUAUUUGUAUUUACUGCAAAAUAAUCACCACAAUAAGUCUAGUUGCCAUCUAAUUGAUGUAUUAGAAAACUAAGUUGAAAGUGUUAUUUCUGCUUUAAUUUUAAUUUUGUUUGCAUAAAAGAUUUUUUUGUCAUACCUUGGUAAAAAUUAGAUGAACUGGUUUCAUUUUCAGAGUCUUUAUUUUAAAAUAAGUAUCUUUGUAUGAUUUGUAAGUGUACCACAGGUAGAAAUAUAUGUGUUCUUAAGACUAUUUUGUAUAUUUUCAUUUCUGGGCUACAUUGUAGCUAAGUAUUGUUAUCAAAUCUCAAGAUAACUUAAAUGUAUGUAAUAAGUAUCUGUUAUGUUAUCAAUAAAAGAGGACUGCGAAUAUUUUUUUAAAUAAAAA
This is a messenger RNA of Ailuropoda melanoleuca (giant panda), 3028 nucleotides long. RefSeq names its product solute carrier family 25 member 16 (gene SLC25A16). Gene Ontology annotation, cellular component: mitochondrial inner membrane. The transcript is spliced from 9 exons. Bases 130 to 1119 code for a protein of 329 amino acids. NCBI's taxonomy places the organism in Eukaryota, Metazoa, Chordata, Mammalia, Carnivora, Ursidae. Gene Ontology annotation, biological process: transmembrane transport. The record is from RefSeq and is a predicted model, not a curated record.